Anopheles nili is the source of this 1653-nucleotide messenger RNA. It is a transcript of the gene Dgkepsilon, whose product is annotated as diacylglycerol kinase epsilon. The record is from RefSeq and is a predicted model, not a curated record. Gene Ontology annotation, molecular function: ATP-dependent diacylglycerol kinase activity. The transcript is spliced from 5 exons. Lineage: Eukaryota; Metazoa; Arthropoda; Insecta; Diptera; Culicidae. Bases 1 to 1653 code for a protein of 550 amino acids.
AUGCGCUUUCCCGUCCGGUGGUUCUCGAAUACGGGCGUAAUGUUCGACUUCAGUUUCACGCUGUUCGUAUCCGUAUUGCUCGGGCUCGGUUUAAUGUGGCUUGCCGGGCGCUACUUCCUGAAGGAGGAUGUAGUGUACAUCCCAGACAACUGUCGACGGCACGCAUGGAAGUCAGUGAAGCUGCUGUCUCGGAGCUGCGUCUGUUCCGUGUGCGAUACGUCGAUGGCUUCGAAUGGCCACUUUUGUGAAAGUUGCGGUGUCUGCUCCGACAACGGAUGCGUCCGGAAAGCGGACGAAAAGUUCCCUUGUAAGCAGCUGCGUAUUCGUACCCGAGCGGACGAUGGUUCCAUCAGCAGGCAUCUGUGGGUGAAGGGCAAUUUACCCCUCGGCUCCGAAUGUACCGUGUGUGCCGAGGACAUAGAUCAGACCAGCGAAUUGGGACUAUACGGACAACGUUGUGCCUGGUGCCAACGGAUGGCACACGACAAGUGCUUUAGCGAGGUUUCCACCACGUUGUGCGAUUUCGGACCGUUCAAGGAGAUGAUCUUCCCGCCAAAAUGCAUUCUGGCAUCGCGUAGUAAAGCCUCUCCGAAAGUGCACCUUACGGGUAUUAUUCCACCAGAAUGGAAAGCCAACUGGCGACCACUGAUUGUUGUUGCGAACUCAAAAUCUGGAAGCAGUGGCGCUGAUCAGGUGGUAGCCUUAAUGCGUAGCAUUCUACAUCCGCUGCAGGUGUUCGAGCUAGGCCAGCACGGUCCACAUGAAGCCCUCCAGUGGGCCAUCCAUGCCGCACCGACACGUUGCCGAAUACUGGUGGCAGGUGGAGACGGUACGGUGGGUUGGGUGCUAAACACCAUUCUCCAGAUGAAGGUGGAACCACAUCCAGAAGUCGCCAUACUACCGCUCGGUACCGGGAAUGAUUUGUCGCGUGUUCUCGGCUGGGGCGCCGAGGGACCGAACGAGUUCGAUCCGAUCGAUUAUCUUACACGUAUCGCUCAUGCUGAAACAGUGCAGUUGGAUCGGUGGCUGACCGAAAUCAAUACCCACUCGAGCCUGGCGAGAUUCCACGUGCCUGGAUUCAGUCAGACGCGCCAUUUUCACAUGUACAACUAUCUCAGCGUCGGAGUGGACGCCCUGGUGACGCUGAACUUUCACAAGGCCCGUGAAAGCUCCUUCUAUUUGUACAGCAGCCGGUUCGUAAAUAAGCUAUUGUAUCUGUGCUUCGGCACACAACAAGUCGUCCAGCAGGACUGUGUGGAGCUAGAGAAGCAUCUUGAUCUGUAUCUAGAUGGCGAGCGGAUCCAGUUACCCUCACUCCAGUCGGUAGUUGUCUUGAACAUCGAUUCCUGGGGAGCAGGCGUUAAGCUGUGGGAAAUGAGCAAAAAUUCGCCAUCGCACAGCAUUAUGAAAGAGAUUCAUAGCAUUUCCGAUGGCAUUUUGGAGGUGUUUGGAGUGGUUUCAUCCUUCCACAUAGCCCAGCUGCAGGUGGGCCUAAGCAAACCGGUCCGCCUGGGACAGGCAAGAACCGUUCGGAUUGUUCUGAAACGCACGCUUCCCAUGCAGGCGGACGGCGAGCCUUGGAUGCAGUCGCCCUGUGAUAUAAAUAUUCAACACUUCGGUCAGGCCACGAUGCUGAAAGACGUGAAAAAGUGA